This is a messenger RNA of Ricinus communis (castor bean), 4069 nucleotides long. Its product is annotated as DExH-box ATP-dependent RNA helicase DExH6. The transcript is spliced from 14 exons. Gene Ontology annotation, molecular function: ATP binding; RNA binding. The record is from RefSeq and is a predicted model, not a curated record. Gene Ontology annotation, cellular component: intracellular anatomical structure. Lineage: Eukaryota; Viridiplantae; Streptophyta; Magnoliopsida; Malpighiales; Euphorbiaceae.
AAAAGGAAAAAACAUGAGAAUUGGAAUGGCGCCAUCCCCUGCAAAAGAGAGAGAAAGGAGCCUCCAGAGUAUAUUUCUCUUAGAUGCUUACUGCUGCUUGUUUCUAAAAUAUAAGAGCUCAUUUUGAAGGCACCCAAAAGUCAUAUAGAAACUUACAUUUUAGAAAAAGAAAUGGGAAAGAAGAGACAAAAGAAAGCAGAACAAGGAAACCCUAACGUUGCUGAAGCUACUCGUAUACGAAUUUCUCAAAUACUUGAACAAUUCCGUGCUGCUAAAGAUCAAGUAUUCACAUUUGAAGCUAACUUGUCAAACCGUGAACGUGCUGUGGUACAUGAAGUAUGCAAGAAAUUGGGUAUGAAAUCCAAGAGUACUGGGUAAGUUUUGUUUGAUAUAUAGGUCCAUUCUUUAUUUCAGAAUGAGAGAUCUAAAUAUAUGAAUUAUUAAUAUUAUACAGGCGGAUUAAAACUUGUCUUGCAAGAGUUAUUUGCAUACUACCCACCUGAGGAUGGAGAGCUUGGUGCAAAAAUGGUGGGAAAUUGUAAGGCAAAGGAUAGUAUAAUACAGGGAAAGAAAGAUGGUAUCUUUAGUAUGCCUUCAAUGGCCAAAGCAGAUAUUACUAAGAAGGUUGAAUCACUAAAUUCUAGAAUUGAAAAGGACGCAAACUUAAGACAGAUUGUUGAACAAAGAUCUAAGCUUCCAAUUGCAUCCUUUAGGGAUGUCAUUACAUCCACAGUAGAAUCUCACCAGAUUGUUCUUAUUUCUGGUGAAACUGGAUGUGGAAAGACUACACAGGUUCCACAAUAUCUCUUGGAGUAUAAGUGGGGAAAAUGUGAGGCUUGUAAAAUAAUCUGCACGCAACCUCGUCGUAUAUCGGCAAUAUCAGUUGCUGAGAGAAUCUCGUCUGAAAGAGGAGAAAAUGUUGGAGAUGAUAUUGGAUACAAGAUUCGAUUAGAAAGUAAAGGUGGGAAAAACUCAUCAAUUGUCUUAUGCACAAAUGGGGUUCUACUGCGAUUACUAGUUUCGAGGGGCACUAGAAGAUCGAAGAAGAAGUCUUCAAAAAAUGCGAAGGAUGAUAUUUCAAAUAUAACUCACAUUAUUGUGGAUGAAAUUCAUGAAAGGGACCGCUACUCAGACUUCAUCUUAGCAAUUAUCAGAGACAUACUUCCUUCAUAUCCUCAUCUUCGACUGAUAUUGAUGAGUGCUACUCUUGAUUCUGAACGAUUUUCACAAUAUUUUGGUGGCUGCCCAAUUGUCCGUGUUCCUGGGUUCACAUAUCCUGUCAAAAGUUUCUACUUGGAAGAUGUACUUUCAAUCCUAAAUUCUGCAGAUAAUAAUCAUAUUGAUUCUGCUAUGCCAAGUAUCCCAAUUAAAAGCCAUGAGCUAAGAGAAGAAGACAGAGCUGCUGUAGAUGAAGCUAUCAAUUUAGCUUGGACAAAUGAUGAAUUUGAUACCCUUUUGGAUUUGGUUUCUUCUGAAGGAAUCCCAGAGGUUUACAAUUUCCAAGAGUCAUCGACUGGCCUAUCGCCAUUAAUGGUCUUUGCUGGAAAGGGUAGAGUAGAUGAUGUUUGCAUGCUUCUCUCGUUUAAUGCGGACUGUCAUUUACAAGACAAGGAUGGACUGACAGCACUAGAAUGGGCCAAAAGAGAAAACCAGCAUGAAACUGCUGAAGUAUUAAAAAGACAUGUUGAAGUUUCUCCAACUGACUGCCGGGAGCAGCAACAAUUACUUGAUAAUUAUCUAGGAAAAAUUAACCCUGAACUUGUUGAUGUUUCUCUUAUAGAGCGGUUGUUAAGGAAAAUUUGUAUUUCUUCAAGAGAUGGUGCUAUCCUCGUUUUCCUUCCUGGGUGGGAUGAUAUAAGGAGGACCCGGGAAGGAUUACUUGCAAAUCCAUUUUUCAAAGAUUCUUCUAAGUUCUUGAUAAUCUCUCUUCAUUCUAUGGUUCCGUCUAUGGAGCAAAAGAAAGUUUUCAAACGCCCACCUCAAGGUUGCCGCAAAAUUAUUCUUUCAACUAAUAUCGCUGAAACUUCCAUUACCAUUGACGAUGUUAUCUAUGUAAUUGAUAGUGGUCGAAUGAAAGAAAAAAGUUAUGACCCUUAUAACAAUGUAUCAACUCUUCAAUCUUCCUGGGUAUCCAAAGCAAGUUCAAAGCAGCGUGAGGGACGUGCUGGUCGCUGUCAGCCUGGGAUGUGUUAUCAUCUUUAUUCAAAACUUCGAGCAGCUUCUAUGCCAGAUUUCCAAGUUCCUGAAAUCAGGAGAAUGCCAAUUGAAGAACUUUGUUUGCAGGUGAAGUUGCUUGAUCCCAAUUGCAAGAUAGAAGAAUUCCUAGGGAAGAUGCUUGACCCUCCUGUUCCUGAAACCAUACGGAAUGCUAUUCUUGUUCUUCAGGAUAUUGGGGCUCUAUCGCCGGAUGAACAAUUGACAGAAGUAGGAGAGAAGCUGGGCUGCCUGCCUGUUCAUCCAUUGAUAAGCAAGAUGCUUUUCUUUGCUAUAUUGAUGAAUUGCCUAGACCCAGCUUUGACAAUGGCUUGUGCCUCUGACUAUAGAGAUCCAUUUACCCUUCCUGUUUUGCCAAAUGAAAAGAAGAGAGCUGCUGCUGCUAAAUUUGAGCUAGCGUCACUGUAUGGUGGGCGCAGUGAUCAGCUAGCAGUUAUAGCAGCCUAUGAGUGCUGGAAGAAUGCUAAAGAAAGAGGUCAAGAAGCACGGUUUUGUUCUCAAUACUUUAUCUCUUCAAGCACCAUGAUUAUGCUGCAUGGUAUGCGUAAGCAGCUUCUAUCAGAACUAAUUCGGAAUGGAUUCAUUCAGGAAGAUGCCUCAUGUUGUAAUGUGAAUUCACAUGAUCCGGGAAUACUCUAUGCUGUACUUGUUGCUGGUUUGUAUCCUAUGGUGGGGAGAGUCCUUCCACCUAGAAAUGGAAAACGUUUUAUUGUAGAGACUGCAACUGGUGCCAAAGUUAGGUUGCAUCCUCAAUCCCUUAAUUUUAAGCUGUUAUCUAACAAAACUGAUGACUGCUCUUUGAUUAUUUUUGAUGAAAUAACCCGCGGAGAAUGGGGUAUGAACAUAAGGAACUGUACUAUUGUUGGCCCACUUGCAUUACUACUGCUUGCAACAGAGAUUGUAGUUACCCCUGCAAAGGAUCACGAUGAGGAAGAUAACGAGGGUGAUGAUAAUAAUGAUGGAAGUGAUACUGCACCUGAGGAUGAAGGCGAUGAAGAUAAGAUGGAAAUUGAUGAUAGGUUGGGUGGACACAAUGAUGAGAAGAUCAUGUCAUCUCCUGAUAAUUCGGUUAAUGUAGUUGUGGAUCGAUGGCUUUAUUUUUCAUCAACAGCCCUUGAAGUUGCUCAGAUUUACUGUUUGAGAGAGCGAUUAUCAGCAGCUAUUUUAUUCAGAGUAAUGCAUCCUAAGCAGGAGCUUCCUCCUGCCCUUGCGGCCUCGAUGCGAGCGACAGCUUGUGUUCUGUCUUAUGAUGGACAAUCCGGGAUCUCAUUACCUCAAGAAUCUGUGGACUCUUUGGCAUCAAUGGUCGAUGCAACUGAGAUUGACAGCACUGCUCCUGGGAGAAGAAAAGCGAUGGGCCAUAACCCUAGUGGUUUUCUUAGAUCACUGAUGAGCAAUAGGCGACAGCAGACCACUCCUCACCAUUAUCGCAAUGCUAGGUUACCUGCAUUCAAGGGAAAAUCAAACAUAAAUCAACCAUCAACCUGUAAGAAUACACCUCCAGUAAGUUCAUUAGACAAGAUCCCUGAUCAAAGGCCUCCAUUGCAAGGUCACACUUCAGGUAAAUCUGGAUCAAGUCCAAGGGGGGAUUCUUCUAAACGGCAGCGUGGAAAUGCAUCCAAAAACCAAUGAUACUUUUUGAGAUCAAUUAAUGCUGCAUGCAUGAAAAAUCCAGCUGCCUUUUGCUGGAAUGGAAAUAGAAUGACAAUUGAGCUCACCUCAAGUUUUGCUUCCUGCAAUUACUUUUAUCUUCUUCUUUUUUUAUAUACUUAUUCACUAAUGAACUUAAGUUUGAUAUCCACAAAGAAACUUGGUAUGGACAAGUCCUCACAGAAAAGCUUUUUUUCUUGUUUAA